UUCUUCCAGGCAAACCCUUCCCGGUAAAGAACUGCACCUUUUCCAACCAAACCACCAACUCGAUGGAAGUGUUCUGCCUCCCAGGCUUCGACGGCGGUCUCCCCCAGCAUUUCCUCCUGGAGUUUUAUACCUCAGAGUCCGGCCGACCUCGCUUCAACAUGACCUCAUACACGGAACCGUACUUCUUCCUUGAAAACCUGGAACCGGACAUGACGUUUCGGAUCGUCGUGUUCGCCGUAAACUCUAAGGGAAAGAGUCCUGGGGUCACGCUGGAAGGAGUCACUUUCAGAGAUGCUGAGAAAAGGACAGGCGCUCAAAAAAGGACCUUAAGAGCUCCAACUCUUUUCAAAGUGGAUUUCUAAAUCCAUUUUUGUGGUGUGCUACUGUCUCACAGAUGGCGCUAGAGUAUCUUUCAUAUCCCAAGUUGGACGUUGAAAUGCAGCAUACGGUUGGCUAGAACACGUUGACUUCGACAAUAUAUAAAGAUUUAAGUUUAAUUUUGCUGUUUUUUUCAUAAUCCGUUUAUGCUAUUAUAUUUUUGUUCAUACGAUUUGCAUUUAACAAGAGUUGCUGCUUCUUGUCGGUUGGCUAUUAUUAAUUAUUUGAAAUAUUCUGUUAAUUACUAAUUAUUUACCGAUUCAGCACGUGUAGGUCUGUAGGUGGAUCUUAAGCCCAUUUCGUUUUUUAUUGCCAUUUCAUUCUAUUUUGUUGCAUUUUUGCUGUAUCAUAUCAAUAAAGUUUAUUUUUGAGUU
Messenger RNA from Acanthoscelides obtectus, 752 nucleotides. Lineage: Eukaryota; Metazoa; Arthropoda; Insecta; Coleoptera; Chrysomelidae. The record is from the annotation of a GenBank genome assembly.